Messenger RNA from Rhipicephalus sanguineus (brown dog tick), 876 nucleotides. Its product is annotated as BTB/POZ domain-containing protein 6-B. The record is from RefSeq and is a predicted model, not a curated record. Bases 1 to 876 code for a protein of 291 amino acids. Gene Ontology annotation, biological process: neurogenesis. Gene Ontology annotation, molecular function: protein binding. The transcript is spliced from 3 exons. NCBI's taxonomy places the organism in Eukaryota, Metazoa, Arthropoda, Arachnida, Ixodida, Ixodidae. Gene Ontology annotation, cellular component: cytosol.
AUGGUCGCUCCCGGAAUCUCGGAGCACACAGAUUACGUGUUUUUCUGGUUAUCCAAGUGUUUUGAGACCGGCGAUCUUGCCGAUGUGGAGAUCUCGGUUGAGUCCUGCCACUUCCCGCGCGUAAAAGGCACCUUCAAGGCCCACAAGAUGAUCCUGGCUGCACAGAACGACGUGUUCAGGGCGAUGUUUUACGGCGACUUCGCCAAAGAGGACCGCAUAGUCAUCACCGACUUGCAUCCAGAAGGCGUCCAUAGCCUCUUGCGGUACUUCUACAGCGGACGCCUUGAAGUAAAAACCGUACAUGAGGCCGCCUGUACCCGUACCGCUGCUCACAAGUACUUGGUCCCACAGCUCGAGGAGGAAUGCCUCAAAUUUAUGAAUUGCGGUAUGACCCCCGAUGACGUGUGUCCUUUCCUCGACUAUGUUCUGACCGUCAGUGAAGAAGCCCUGGCAACCCACGCAACAAUAGUGAUCGUCAGGGACAGCCUCAAAGUUCUCUCGUCCACGACGUUUAAGUCUUCCACCGAAGCUACCGUCAAAUAUGUCCUUAAACACGUUACUAAUGUAUCAGAGGCAUUGGUACUACAAGCCGCGUAUGCCUGGGGGCGGCAUUGCUUGACGCUUAUGAAGAAAGCACGCGCACCUAAGCGUGGUAGACUUGGCGACCACGAGAAGGGCAAGCUUCGAACCAUACUUGAGCCGCUGUUCCCCCAGCUGCGGUUCCUUGCACUAACUCCGAAAGAGUUCACUGAUGACCCCAAUAGGUGGGGAAUCUUGACAGAUGCGGAAGCACGUGCCAUAUUAAGCAACAUUGUGGCAGAAGGUUCGAUGCCCAUGCCAGCGGGAUUCUGCAAGAUUCGGCAGGCUCGAGCUUAG